Syzygium oleosum is the source of this 573-nucleotide messenger RNA. RefSeq lists its product as uncharacterized. The transcript has 2 exons. Lineage: Eukaryota; Viridiplantae; Streptophyta; Magnoliopsida; Myrtales; Myrtaceae. The record is from RefSeq and is a predicted model, not a curated record. Bases 106 to 573 code for a protein of 155 amino acids.
CUAACACACCUUCGCUCAUGUUCUGACGAGCCUUCUUCAAUUCAUCUCUCCUUCGAGCUCAAGUUCUUCAAGCUUGACCCCGCCAUCUCCGCCCGCACCCUAUCCAUGCCUCACCUCCCCGGCCGCCGCGCCUUCCCCCACCUCUUCCUCCGCGGCCGCAACCGGCGACCUCGACGACGGCGAAGAAGCGCUCCCCCGAAUCUCGUGGUCGAUCCAGAAGCUGCUGCGCUCGGUCUUCAAGCCGAAGACGAGCUCUACCCCUUGGCGUUCGGCGGCGUCGGCGGUCUGUACUCGCGCGUCGUCGGCGAGGACGACGGGUUUUACGUUGGGUACCACAAGUCCGGCGCGUUGGCCACGAUCCCGGAGUCCCCGGAGGUUGAAUAUCUCGGGAAGUUGUCGCCGGAGAUGGAUCGGAGGGAGGCGAUGGCGACUAGAAAGAGCAUAGCUAGUCGUGCAUCGGGAAUGAGCGAAGGUGUUAGAGAGAGAUGGAGAGCAGAGCAGUUACCUUACCAAAUAAAGAGAGCUUGCACUCCUAUAAUGGCCUCCGCAGCCUAUCCAUUGGCUUUGCAGUGA